Molecule: messenger RNA, 13881 nt
Organism: Spirometra erinaceieuropaei
Lineage: Eukaryota; Metazoa; Platyhelminthes; Cestoda; Diphyllobothriidea; Diphyllobothriidae
Source: the annotation of a GenBank genome assembly
AUGGAGGCGAAAUUUGAGAUCCAGGUAUGUGUAGGUUAAAAAAAAGAAGGGUAAUCGAACGAUGGAGCAUUCUGCUUAUUGUUCUGAGCUUUCGGACUCGUGCAGGAGCCCAUCGUCGGAGAUGGUAGCAACAAAAGGGACAAGCGACACUUAUAGAGUUUGCUGGUCAAUCGUCUCUCGGGGGUGCUGCAGGUGGCUGCGCAGGGCUCUGUACGCCGGCGCCAGGUCUAUAAAUCGAUUGGAUGAGUUCUGAUCAGAGGCCCAGGUUUCGACCAAUUUACAGCAUUUUUGUUUCCGUCGUGGACGACUAUUUUGGUGCCUACGAAGUUGAGCUCAUGAUCCAUUUCGUAGGUGCGGGCAGCCACUUGGGAUACUUUGCAUCCUCUUCGCACAGUCAGCUUAUGUCCGUGUACAGGCUAUCCGAGCAUGCGCUCAGUGUGGCGUGUGUAUUUACAAGGACAGUUUUGCACGAGAUGCUAUAUACCACUCCCGAGUGCUCCUCGAGCCUUAACCAGUGCUUCAUUUUCAUGGGGGCUUUGGUCCUGGUGUGCAAUUUAAACACCUAGUUCAACAACAGUGCGCUUUGUUGCUUCUGAAACAUCCUCAAUAUGUGGCAGACUUGCGAUGCACCUACCUCGCUCCCUCCUCCUUCCCCAUUUGGACCCAGUGCCAAGACAUAGCCAAGAAGACCGGAGGUGGGAAAGGGUACAAGCGGCUGGCCUGGCUCACCUUGCCCUUAGGCGUACCACAACAUCGCCUAGUCAACAGUAAACACUUGACCAGGGUUUUAGCCAACAUUAAUGGGUCAAUAAGACGAUGAGGAUUACUGGGCAGCCAUGUUCACGGCCUUUAUACGCAGUUGGAGAUCAAGCGCAUCUAGCGACAGAGAACCAGGUGCCAUAUAACUGACGACACACACCGGAUUACGAGAGUCAGGGUUUGCCGAAACGCACACGCACAGAAGGUAUUGCCCUUCCGCCUCCAUCUCGCAUUCAUAUGGGACCAGGCGGAUUGCAGAGAAGACGUUUUAGAUGCAAGAUGCAUCACUGCGGGCUACGUCGACUUACAAAAUCUCGCCUUCCAACAGCUCAAGAUGUUAUUUUGUUAAAAGGAACUGUUUUUGACCAGAUAGGGUAUAAUUUGCUAUAACUCUUUGUAUCCCUCGAACUGCUGAUUUUCACCUGUUACUAACGAAUCCCGUGUGAGCUUCCAGAUUAUUGAUACAUCAUCUGUGUUUCUUUUAAUCCUAAUACCUUCAGCAUAAACAGAUAGGCCUUUAAAUGUAGUCCACAGAUUACCUGUCCUUUCCUGUCCAUUUUUAGGCCUGUGUACGCAUUUAGAUGUGUUUUUCCAGCAGAAAAGGAACUUUUUUGCGUUCCACAUAUUUCAGGAAGCUCCUACCGUGAGUCUUUCGCCGUUAAAUUCGUAUUCUGAUGAGUUAUGUGCAGCGGCCCUUUUUCAGUAUCUUUCCUCUUGAUCAGUAGCUGGUUUGGAAGACCGUUCGACAUUUCUUGUUUGCCCUAUGAUAUCCUGCAUGCGCAACCAGGUAGCCUUCUGUUUAUAUUGAAGUCCCUUCUCUCAUGUGAGUUUUAGACUUUUACAAAACGGUGGACGAGAGAUGAACUGUCCUGUCAUAGCAUAGCCCAAAAUAAAACUGUGAAUGAAUGGUUGGAGAUGAAGAAUUCCCAUUCUAAUCAUAUCGAAACGUCAUGAUCGCCUCGCGUUCAUAUUCAUUUGAAGGCAACUAAAAUGGUACAGAGAGUUCUUUAAAGAAACGGCCAGGUGUGAAGUCUAAUUCGUUUGGGAAGCCGCACUUCAAACGUCAAGUGAAAAGAUGUAUGGACGCAAAUAUCAGAUGAUGUGGAAAGCUCGCAAACAGGCAUGUAGGUAGCAAGAGCGCUUUCAGUAGGUGAUCCAUCUUAUGGAACGCUAAUUUUAAUUCUGAGGUCAGAAAAUGGCAUUUAUUUGUAGUUUUAUAUAUCCAUUAUCUUGCAGCUAUAUGUCAGACAUGCAGUCACGAAAGGAGAUUAGCUUUUAAAUAUAGGUCAUUCCGGACACAGGGAAAAAUAACCCACUCGUUAAAAUUGACUACUGUUUCCAUGGUUUUGCUUUGCAUUCAUUCCAAACGCAGUUUACUGAAUUCAUGCACAGAUGUAUCAAUUCAUAAAUAAGCCUUUUGAUAAUUUACGUUUUUGCAACAGAACAGUAGAAGAAAUGGCAUUUUCCAGUUUUUAGUUGAUAAGCAUCCAGGCUCAUAAGGGCUAAAUGUAUGGAAAUCUCCGUUUGGACUCUACAAGGAGUCCAAAGGGAAUAAAUACGACGAUAUUUAAGGAGAAAGGUUCGCAAUCUCAACAACACGAUGGCUGCUAUGUUCGUGAACUGAAUGCUACUCAUUGUGCUGUUUAAAUGUAAAAAAGACUUAAAUUGACUGCAAAAUGCUCAUAUUUUAGAUUUACAAACAAAUAAAGUCGGGGGAAAACGCAUUUGCGUACAGUAAAAAAUUCAUGCAUUUGAAGUUUGGCAUCCCGAUGUCGCUACUAUGCGUCUUUCGAUAAGGCUUCAUGAUAACCAUUACAAUACUUUUUAAGUACCCUUAUUUAACCAAGAUCAGAUUUCGGAAUUUCAGUCGACGUUCCCUUUAACAUGCACCAACUGUAUUAUCAGCGAGGUUAUUGUUAUUCAGUAGCGUACCUCCUAGCGAAUCAGGUGCAAAAUCGGUUAUCUAUCUUUUCAAAAUAACCAUUGUACUUUCAGUCUGAUUGUUCUUGCUAAGGCAGAAUGUCUGUGAACUUUUGAAAAUUGAAGUAUGCGCCUGUGCAGAAGUGUUUACUGGUCACAUAACAAUUUCGAACCUUAGGCGCCACAACAGUAGUUAGGGGGAAAAUGUGCACUUUUAUUGCAGGUUCCGUCCCGGCGCUCGGCCGGAGAGUGCGUUUUCGCGCAGAUGACAGUUUGCCCUUUUUUCGUGUCAAUAGGUAGUGGUCUUCUAUCUAAGUAUGACUGCAUGUUGCACGCAUGCCUUCUUGAGUGUCAAGUGUUUUUUUUAAAACAAACCCUUCAAGUCGGAGUCGGAAACAUAUCGCAAUUCCUUGCCCUGUUUAAGCAAUAGCCUUCUGCGUCAUUAAACUCUGCUGAAGUCGUUUACCCUGUUUUUGCUGUGCAUGUACGUCUCGGCCACCGUGGGUUUACGCAUAGCAGUAAGUUUCCUUUCCUAUGAAUGGAUACCCGCUCUUUCUUAAGAUGUUCCCUUUCCUUUUUUUCUCAAGUCAGCGACUUCGAACAAGUCACUAAGCGAGGGCUCCAACGCAGCUCCAUGCUUGCAGCCCGCAUUUUGCUACCAAGUAAUGUCAGGUACGUUUGAAUCUGCAGACAUUCCGUAUGCAACUGUAUAUUACUGUUUUGUAAACAACUAGCUUUUUGCUACCCCACUGAGAUCCCGCCAGUAGAUCCCUCGAGCAAGAAGUGUUAGCAGUGUCAGAUUUAGGUCACCGGAAGAGGACUUUGGUAUGAAUAUAUACAGAUGUAACCAACGUAAUGCAAAAACCUGAAAGUAAUAGAGCUCAAUUUUUGGAGAUAUCUGCGUAACUGGCUGAACUUUAUUCCCUAAUGAGGCGUUCAACUAAGAACGGCAGGCACAUAAUAUAUAGUAAGUGGGCUAACUCAUGAAUUCUCUGCAGAAAUUCCGAAAUGGGCUUCCGUUUUGAAAAGAUUAACUAAGUAAAUUUGUAAAUCCACUCGUCGUGCAGCAGCAUUUUAUAAUAAUUCAUUUACCCCAGGAUGCCUGCUUUCGAAAAAACGUCUUUUUGGCUGCAUUCAAAAACUAUACUCCGUAAGAAAUGGCUACGUCAUAAGCAUGUAUUUCUCUCAUGGAUUUUCGAUUCCCUUAGCGAUUUAAUUAUAUUUCCUGGAAAACAUACAUACAACUAUCCAUACUUUUACUCAUUUGGUAGAAAAUUACGCCUUCUUUUGAUUUUGCACUCGAAGGAGGGUAUAUUUUGGUUUUGUAAAACUUUUCCAAUUCCCGAAUAUUUUUAACCCAACCUGCCGUUACACUUGCAUUCAGGGUUCCCAAACUACAAGCCGCAUAAUUUUCGCGUACGGAAAACCAUAUAUUUCUCUACGGGAAUAAAGGGGGACCGUAGAGGGUUCAUAAAAUUAGGCAGUGGAUUUGAACCACACCGGUAACUUUACAAGCCACACUGGUAAAUGCAGAGACGUGACGUUUUAUAAAGGACCGUUUUACGGUGUUAAACAGUCUCACAAUUAGAAACUUUUAAAACCGAAUUAGACCCUUCCUUUGAAUGCAAAAUUAAAAGAAGACGUUUUAUCCUACCAAACGGGCAAAAGAAUGGAUUUUUUGCUUGUUUUCCGUGAAAUAUAAUCGAAUUGUUGAGGGCAUUGAAAAUCCAUAAAAAAUGCAUGCUACCUAAGUUGCCCUUUUUUGCGGAGUAUAGUUUUUAGAUGCAACCAAAAAUAAUUGUUUUCGAAAGCCGGCGUCCUGGGGUAACUGAAUUAUUAUAGAAUUAUACUGCAUGAUAAUUGGUUUUACAACUCUAUUUAAUCAAUCUUUUCGGAACGGAAACACCUUGUGAAAUGUCUGUUGGCAUUUCAUGAUUUAGCUCACCUACUGCAUGUUGAACUUGUUUGUGCAUUAAUUGUGUUCAGGUACGCAGUCAUUUCAGAGGUAAUACACACCAUCAGUGUCCAGAAAACAACCAAAAACGGCCUGGCCUGACAAGCGCACUUGCGAAAAGGAUAGGAAGAAUAAUCUGGUUUAAUCGACGAAUAAUGUCCCACACACACUUUCCGGAUAAAAUUCUCCCUACAAUGCGUGCUUGCAGACGACGGCGUCACCCAUUAAGAGAACAGUCGAUAGGCCGACAUGUGAUUUGAUUUGGCCAUAAGAUCAGAUAGCAGCGACUAAAAUGAUUGAUUGAUUAUGACAAUAAAUAGUUCCGCCUCCGGGCAAGCAGUGAUGAUGCAGUAAAACAGGAACGCUCAUAUCAUUUUCCAGGGAAAUAAUUGAGUAGAAAAAUGGACCAGAAUUAAAUGACACGAAUAAACAGAUAAACAGGACAGUUUACAAAUUUCCCUUCGACCCGCUGGUCUUUUUGCUCCUUUCAGUUCGAAGGGUUGCACUGAUCGAGAGCCAAAUGAGGAACGGUUCCGCGGCGGCCAUCUUUUAUCCUCAAAACGCAUCACUUUUGCCAGUGGCUCUCUCCUUUGUUCUACAAGAGGGAACAAGUAAGUCAUAAUCACGUGUCUUGAAUUUAUUGGAUGCAUAAGCCAGCCGGGCGUUGACCCAAGGUGGUGUACAAUAAAAAUAGCACUUUCUGUCCAAACAAUAAUCUGUCAUUCAGGGGAGAGUUGGGAUAUUUUAGAACAGUUCCAACAACAUGAAGCGACUUCAGCGUGGAUCCCAGCAUGGUAAACGAGAUCUAAUAUUCUCAAUAGAACUGUGUUUCAAUGCCCUUCUCUUAUGUUUUACAGCAGGGAACAAGUAGGUCAGAAUACCUCCUUGAGACUGUAUCACCUGCAUGCAUUCUAUAGAAGUUUGACAACAGAAGUGAAAAAUGCAACUGACAACUCCUGACUGUUAUCCAGAAGACUUGAUCAGUCUUCAUGGGGAAAGUAGUUCCGCUAAGAUGUAGCAGACGCUCCAGUUCCUCCAUUCGCCGGCUCCGUUUUGUGAGGGCAGCCGGGAGUCACUGCAGCUGGACAGGAGGGACCCCAGUUCUAGCCGGCGGGGAUGGUCGUGUGUCAACGGCCUGUCAACGAUUGUCACGACCAUCGACCGACAAAACGGAGUCGGAGAAAAAGGGAUAGCUGGAGCGGCUGCUACAAAGAACAUAUCUAACAACAGGCAGUGACUUUUCUAUUCCUUUGAUCAUUGCAAAGUAGACUUGCUGUACAUGUCACACACUCAUUUUUUUACAGCCAACAUGGUAAACUGACUAGAAACAGUGAAGACGACCCGAGAGCAAGCAGCCAAAGUCAAAUGACAUGUUUAGGCUAACGGAACACAAUCCAGGCGUCAAAGGAGAGAUUAUUUGGACUUCAUUUUGUGGCGCAAGAAUCGCUAGACCAUGGAUCUCUUGACCUUCCGGCAGCUAAAUAAAUGCGAUUUUCAGAAAUUCCUAGGGCAAAUGCCUCAUUAAAUCGGACAGACGGGAGUGUCAGUUAUUUGUGACGUCUGAACAUGUUGAUGACUGGUUGGAGAAUCAGGCUUACAUAUACAUUUCACAAUCACAGAUUUAUUUGAUAUACCCUACAUUCUCCAAAAAACCUCACGAUCUUGACUUCUCCAUAUGUGAAAAUGCGUGUCAUCUGUUUGGUACGGGCUAUCAGUCGUAGAUAUGGUUGCACCCUCCUCACGGUCUGUUGGUGCUCGCGCAUCCGUGUCUUCCCCUGACAGCCACUUUUUUGACAAUCGGUUGCACUGACCGACCUCCCUUUUAUGUCUUUCGAUGACAGCACCUGCCACCAGAGUUAUGCUACAGACCUACUCCAAGCCACAUGUCACAUCAAAUCCCGGCUCCGUUAUCACUUUUUUACGCUUUCUUGUGUAUGAUGCAGGUAAAUGAAGAACAAGUAUCAAAGUGCUCGCUGAACGGACUUGCGGUCUUCGUCCGUCUAUUAUGUCUGCGCGUAAACACUAAUUUACCGAAUGCGAAGUCAACCACCUAGCCUUGGUUUGACCCUCUUCGCUAUGCGUCUGUUUAUGCAGCUAAGGCGAAUAGCACGCAAUAUAAUCUUAAAGCAGAUAGUUUUUGAUAAUUUCGCGGUUCCGUUUAAACUCUGGAAUUCUAUUCAAACCCGGUAGUGUCCGCAAAUCGUGCUAUUUUGGGGAUCAAGAUGCUCUUUAACCAAUCUUACUAUAUGUGGAAGCAUUGGAAAAGUGUCGUUGACGAAAAGACCUCUGGCAAUGUACCUCGAAUAGUAGGCGACACUGAAGAACUUAGAAAUGGAUUGCAAAAGCUAAACUGGCGUAGCUACGCAAGUGGGAAAAAUAAAGGUUUGAUCACCAACGUUUAUGUGAACAUUUUACUAAGCGAAGUAGACAUAUCAAUCUCAUGAAUCAUUCCUGGCGUUCUCAAUUGGUCCGGCACGUUGAUUGGGCCUAUGGCGUUUAGCGUUGAUUAAGUACCUUUUCCGAAAGAAGUUAUUGUAUUCACAACUGCGAUCUGGUUAGACUUGUACUACUUCCAGGUCUGACAAUGGCAAAUGAUAAAAGUCUACCCUACCUGCGAAUCUAAAGAAAUUUCUGAACACUGGGCUUGUCAAACCUGUACUGAACUUUGGAAAAACUUGCGGCUUGGAGCAUCAGGGAAAUCACUCCUUAACGACAGCGAUUCAUACUUCUUUCUACGCUUGCGGUACAUGUGUUUCCAAUGUUUCCAAUGGCAUUAAUGCCUUUUUAUUCACAAAUGAGAUUGGGUUUGAGAAAACACCAUUUCGUAUUUUGACGGUUUGAUUAUUAGCGGCAUCAGCUACAGCAAGGACUUUUUAUACAAGCAAAAAUUUAUGCAGUGGUUAUAUAUAGAAUUUUUGUUUUUAAUCGCCGGUCUCCCAAAAGGAGAUCAAGCGAGAUUCUGAGUUUCACCUCUGACUCGAUUUUGCCUGCAAGCAUUAAAUACAAAAGCAGAAAUUAUACGACUGCUUUUUUCACCAAACCUUACAAACUACACUUUAACUCUGAGUGUCCAUCAAAGCAAGUUUCAUAUUAAAACCAUUGCGCUCUAAUUCCCUUCGGAACUUCAAAGAAUUGCGGCUUUUGAAAGUAUUACCAGGAUGGUUAGACUGCGGCAGGUUUUCAAAUGUCUCGACCUGUCUCAUGAGAGAUUUGAUCAGUUCUAAAUUGCUUGCUUUAUUUCACUUACAAAUGUCUUUCUGCAUAAAAUUAGCAGCAAAAACUUGGCUCAGGAUUCGCAAGAUAUGUUUACAUUGAAAUAAACAGACUGGCCAUAAUGCAAAUUGAAAUUCAAAAUGGCUGUUGCGAUUAUUUUUAAGAUUUUUAGAUGACGGUUUUAUUAUCAAUGAUUUCUGCCCAUUACUGAAGGUCCCUUCCAGUUCCGAAGAUAUUUUUAUCGUCAUAAUUUUUAUACUGUUGUUGUACUAUUAGAAAUUUGAGUGUCAUCGGUAACUCUUAUAAACGAACAUUUCCCAUCCUUGCAAUAAGUAAUCAGCACGAAGUUCUUGAUGACGAAUAUUAUUAAACCAAGUGUCUAGGCACAGUUUGACUUCUGAAUUAAACUUAAAUUCUUAAGGUUGGCCUCAACCCACUUAAAACGCCCAAGGAAUACCAUCAAUUCACUCUCACAUAGAAAAGACGCUUUAAGAACUCUUGAUUAUCGACCGUCGCCUACCUCAUAUCCCCGGCACGCUGCCCACCCGACCUAUUUUGUUCAGGUUCGAUUCAGAUGCAUUGUCCAUCUAAGCAGCACACACUUUUCUACUGUCUUCGAUGAUUGCAGUAACAAAACGUUCGGCCUGCUCGCAUCCCGUUCGCCAAAAGUUUACCUUGAGAGCAGGCAGAGUUAAAUGAGCUGUUAUCACAAAACUAUACAUGGAAAGAUGGACAUAUUAAUUGAUUACCACUUAAUUAUGGUCGUGACCACAACAAGCAUUCAGUUCAUAGGCUGGAAUGAUGCAUCUGUACGCUGAUAUGACCAAUCCUAAAAGGGGAUGGUCGACACAGCACGUAAACCGCAGUCGGUCUUAAUCGAAAUCUGAAUGCAAACAACCAUGUGUGGCGAUCGAGAACGUCACUUUCGUAUUAGACUCCGACACACUGACCUCAAACAGUAACUGGAGUUACAAGUGAAAUCGGUCUACAGCAGGUGGGCUAACUCAUCGAAGUGUCAGGUGAAAUUCCGAAAUGAGUUUACGUUUCAAAAGUAGUACUUAAUUUAGGCUGAGAAACUAAUAAUCAUACAGCAUAAUUCUAUAAUAAUCUAGUUACCAUAGUGUGCCGGCUUCGCGAAUGAGCUUAUUUUCGGCUGCGUGCAGGAACUAUACACUGAAAAAAAUGAUUAAAUACGUAGCAUGCAAUUUUCUCGUUGAUUUUUCAUGCCUUUAAAAGUUUAAUUAUAUUUCAUGAAAAACGCAUAAAAAUAUUCAUUCUUUUAUUUUGCCGGUAGAAUAUUAGGUCCUCGUUCAGUAUUAUGCUAGAAGGAGGAGUAUAAUUCAGUUUCAAAAGUUUCUAAUUGCAAGUUUCUGUAAUACCGUGAAUUGGCAGUUCAUAAAACGUAAUGUAUCUGCACUUACCAAUGUGGCUUGUAAAGUUAACAAUAUUACUCAAAUCCACUGCUAAAUUUUAAGAACCCCAUAUAACCUCCUCUUGGUUCCGUAGAGGAGUGCGUGGUUUUCCGUACGCGGCUUAUGGUUCGGUAAUCCAGAAUGCAAGAGGAUGUGAUUUCCCACCAAAUGAGUAAGAGAAUCAAUAUUUUUAUGCCCGCUUCCUCUGAAAUAUUAUUGAAUUCUUAAGGGCAUCGAAAAUCAUUGAGAAAAGUGCAUGCUACUUACUUAGUCAUUUUUUACAGAGCAUAGUUACUGCAUGCCCGAAGGCCGGCAGUAGCUGGAUUAUUAUAGAAUUCUGCUGCAUGGUAAUUAGUUCUAUAACCCUUCUUAAUUAAUCUUACUGAAACGAAAACCCAUUUUGAAAUUUCAGCUGCCAUUUCAUGAGUUAGCACACCUACAGUAAACUCUUGCUAGCUCAGGGGGCGAACCUUGAUACCUGGAUAAUAGUUUACGGAAUGCUCUAAUCUCAGGAGAUUUUUAAAUAACUAACUUGCGAUGACUGUGCUGGAAUUUGAGAAAGUCUGGGACUCAAACGACAGGACGGAAACCGCUCAUACUCCAGAUUUAUUUUCGUCUCAGUGGUUUUCUUACCUCGACAGGUUUUUUUCUCAUAGACUCCGAGUGCAAUUGAACGGGUAAGUUUAUCCCGAAGGUCACCUCUAAUUGAUGAUUAUAAAACGGGGGCUUCAUCCAGUAACUGGACAUAAAAUGUAGUUCAGCAAGGGUUCGGGCUAGUUACAGAGGCUGACUGUGACUGCUAAUGCCUUGGUGAAAGCGCAGACCAAACAAUAAAAGCAUCGUGACUGCGCUGGAUUUUAAAAAAUGCGGUCACCCAGAGAAAAGCAGAGAAAUCACUUUCGAUGACGUCUCUGCAGCCUUAUAUUCGUUCCCCUGGAGCGCGCUCCUCGGCAGGUUUUUUCAGGGUCCUAUGCAUGACAGGUUCAAGGGCCUGCGUAGAAAGAAUCAUCAUUAGAUAGUUUCAGAAUUUGGUGAUUUGCUCCUUUAGCACAUUUUUGUACACUUUAAACCUCGAACUAUAUGUUAAAACCUGGGUUUUAAGUCGCAAACCUUUAAGUGAGAAUAUGGUGGAAUUUUGGACCUCUCACCUAAAAUCAAUUUUUCCACAUAAGGAAUACGCACGUGUAGAGUUUUGUCGCCCUGUUUUUGUGACAGACGGCAUUUGGCUUCAUGCGCUACACACGCAUUGAAAUAUGGGUGUUUUUAAUCAAUAUGCCUUAGAAGUGAUUUACUUGAUAUUUAUGCAGUGUCGGGUCUCUUUAUUAUUAGCUCUGCCUCUGUCCAGUUUUAUCUUUCGACGUUGGUGUCUUCAUUCGAAUUUCAAACCUAUUUUGCAUAUUCUCAUGUGAGGUAGUCAUGUGGCUAUAAGAACACGCCUCAAAUUUCAAGAGGCAUUUGAACGUAAUAAGUGCAUAACAAACGCAGAGAUCCUUGAAAAAUAAAAUACCUUGCCUGGAAUCCAUUGCAUUCUAUGUAUAGAGUAGGUGGGUUAACACAUGAAAUGGCAACCGAAAUUUCGAAAUACAUUUUCGUUUCGACAGGAUUAAUUAAGUAGGGUUGUAAAACUAGUCAGCCUGCAACAUAAUUCUAUAAUAGUUAAGUUAUCUCAGGAUGCCGGUUUUCGAACGAACUUCCUUCCGGCCGCAUGCAAAAACCACACUCUGUAAAAACUGACAACUUGAGUAGCAUGAAUUUUUCUGAUUCAUUUUCGAUGCCCAUCAAAGUCCAUUUUUACUUCAUGAAGAACAUGCAUAAAAAUAUUCAUUCUUUCGCUCAUGCGGUAAAAAACUACGUCUUUUUCCAAUCUUGUACGCGAAAGAUGGGCACAAUUCGGUUUUUAAAACUUUUCCAAUUCCAGAGUAAUUUUGAACCCGCUCUACCAUUACACAUGGAUUCAAGGUUACCAACCUACAAGCCGUGUAUUUUCGGCGUACGAAAAACUACACAAUUAUCUACGGAAAUAAAAAAAAGGCUUAUGGAGUUCACAAAAUGUAGCAGCGGAUUUGCUCCAUAUUGUUAACUAACAAGCCACAUUACUGAAAGUAAAGACAUGCGGAUUUAAGAACAGCUAUUUCACGGUAUUUAAAAGUUCACAAUUAAAAACCCUUUUAAAACCAAACGAUGUCCAUCCUUCGAGUAUUAAAUCAGAAGAAGACGUAAUUUUCUGCCGCAUGGGCGAAAAAAUGAAUAUUUUUAUACAUGUUCUGCAUUAAGUAUAACUGGACUAUGAUGGGCAUCGAAAAUCAAUCAGAAAAAUUCAAGUUACUCAAGUUGUUAUUUUUUACAGAAUGUGGGUUUUGCAUGCGGCCGGCAGGACGUUUGUUCGAAAGCCGGCGUCCUAAGGUAACUAAAAUAUUAUAGAAUUAUGUUGCAAACAGACGAGUUGUACAACUCUACUUUAUUAAUCCUAUCCAAACGAAAACGCAUCUAGGAAUUUCGGUUGACAUUUCAUGAGUUAGCCCACCCGCUGUAGAAAUAAUUUAUUUGAUAUUUGUAGUCUUGGGUCUCUUUAUUAUCUGCCCUGCGUCAGUACAUUUUUAUCUUUCGACGUUAGUAUCUUCAUUCGAAUUUCAAAUCGAUUUUGCAUAUUCUCAUGUGAGGUAGUCAUGUGGCUAUAAGGAACCGUCUCAAAUUCCAAGAGGCAGUUAAACAGAAUAAGUACAUACCAAACGCAGAGAUCCUUGAAAAAUGAAAUUCCCCGUCAGGAGUUCACUGCAUCUCAUGUAUAAGUAGCUGCAAUUCCAACUACUAAUGAAUUUUACCACAAGCUCCUUUUGACUUAAGAUAAAUACCUGGUGUCCAUUUUUUCAGGAAUUGUAGGGUCAUCAGCGUUUUCUGAUUAUAAAAAAUAAGAACAGUGAAUGACCAAAAUCAUAAAAUGUUGUCCCAAAUUCUGAAAUGCCUUUUCAAACAGGAUCUAUUACUUAAGUGGGUUGUAAUAUUAACUAGCAUGCGGUAUAAUGAAAUUAUAUUUCUGACUAGCCAGAACGUCAACUAAUAAAUGCACUUCUUUCCGACCUCCUGUAGAAAUCUCACUUGGUUAAACAUUACUACUUAAUUAGCGUGCAUUUUUCACAUUGGUCUUCGAUGGUCUUACAAAUUUAAAUAUAUUUUAUAGAAAGCAUGUCCAAAAAUAUGCUUUCGUUUACUCGUUUGGCAGAAAAUCACGUUAUCUUUACGUCUUAUAGUCGAAGAAGGAUAUAUUUUGGUCUUCAAAGGUUUUUAAUUGUGCGAUUUUUAAGAUCGUUUAAUGUUCAUUCAAGUAGCAUUUCACUUGUCAGUUUACCAAUUCUCCUCAUUAACUUGAAACAUACUUCACAUUCAUUGCAAAAUUUAUAAACUCUAUUUGAUAUCUUCGUAAAGCUCAAGAAAAUAUAUGGUUCUUCUUACACGGAAAGCAUGCAUUUUGUAUCCUAAACUCGGUAAACGCUGCUGCCACGGCUGAUGAGGCUCAAAUGUUUCGGGGAUUGGGAAACAUUUUGAAAAACUAAAUAUACCUUUUCUUUGAGUACAAAAUAUAAGAGCGGCACGUGCAAUCGUCGCUUGAAAAUUGGAGAUAUUUUGUUAAGUUAUUCACAAGAAAUACAAUGUGCCGCUGAGCGAGUAGCGAAUUAUAUAUCGUACUAGGGUUAAAAAAUUUCCCCUUAGUCUUAAAUUCACUUGCCAGAAAGCAUGCCACAAAUACUUUUGGAAAAAUCAGACACACUGAGACACAUGACACAUAAGAAUACUGAACACUUUUCAGUCGUCUUAAAUAUGUAUACAUGCAUAUAUAUAAGAAAUCUUAAAGGGGGCAGUCUAAUAAAUACGGUUUUUUGCAGUAGAGCUCAAGAACUAUCGUCAAAUAGAGCUUUUUUCAUUAUGAGAGCACAAUAUCCUUAAACCUACAAAAACAACAUUUUCGUUUCUUUGACCGUGUAUUCUUCUAUCCGCAAGCAACCUGAACCUACCUGUUCUGCAAACUACCACAAGAAAUGAACUGUUAUAUUGGAAUUACGUUAGAUUAGAUAACGUACAUUACUAAAGCAAUGACGUCCUCUCGAAUGAGAAGAGAAAGAUUUUUUGGCAAUGAACUAUUUGACUACAAACUGGGCAUUAGUCAGUGGAACAUCAUUAUAUGCUGCACCACAUGAACCUCUUAAUAUACAUUUUCGUUGGUGUUCCGUGAAUUUCUGCAUAUACGUUGUACAUCAUAUUUUGCUCUUCUGUUUUCUUAAACAUAGUCAUGGUGAAUUGAAUGGAGGUAGUUUAUUAUUCCUCCUACCCAACGUCCGACGGCCUCCCGAAGACCUGAUGACUACUCGUGAAAUGUGUCUAACUUGCUGACUUCGCCAGAGGAAUUAUUUUAUGUUAAAACUUUUCUAUCUCUGGCUGUGACAAAUGAUCAGCAUAAUGCGCGUUCCUUUGAUGCCGUCACACUGCAUUCGAAAAAAGUUUCAUUUAUUUUGAAUUCUAGGCCCUCAGCUUCCUCCAAAUGUUCGUUUACUGAAGGAAUUUGUGAUUCCAUCAAAUAUCGUUCAAUCUCAUCUGCUUCUUUUCAGCAACGACAUCGGCGUAAGUUAA